GUUGAGUUUACUUUCCUAGAUGUUGAGAUUUGAAAUUUCGAUUUAGUGCGCGGCAUCAAAAUUCGUGCGUUAUAGUAAUAUGGUACACAUGACAGGUUGGCCGAAAGGUUCGGCCGAAAAGUUUCUCCAUUCUACACCCGUUGCGAAAACAAUAACGUUAUAUCCUUUGAAAAGUUACAGUUUUGGCACCAAAGAACCCAAUUAUGAACGAGAUCGGAGUGUUCCUGCUCGAUUUCAACGGUUACAGGAAGAUUUUGAGAAGUAUGGUAUGCGUCGAUCAGUUGAAGGAAUCUUACUUGUACAUGAGCACAACCUACCUCAUGUCCUCUUACUUCAACUCGGUACGUUUUUCAAACUCCCUGGAGGUGAACUGCAUCCAGGUGAAGAAGAAAUUGAAGGUCUAAAGCGAUUAUUAUCUGAGAUGUUAGGCCGGACGGAUGGUAUCCCAGUUGACUGGAUUCCAGAAGACUGUAUCGGUAAUUGGUGGCGACCGAAUUUUGAACCACCUCGCUAUCCAUAUAUUCCUGCUCAUGUGACUAAACCUAAAGAACAAACACGUUUAUUUCUAAUUCAACUUCCUGAGAAAACAUUGUUUGCUGUACCAUCAAACUAUAAAUUAGUAGCAGCUCCGUUAUUCGAACUUUUUGACAAUGCUCGAGCCUAUGGUCCAAUUAUUUCUUCUUUACCUCAAGUAUUAAGUCGCUUCAACUUUGCAUACAACGAUUGAGUUCACACGUAAAUGUUUGCAAUGAAUAUCUCUACGAUUUUAUAUUCAGUCAACCAAUCAAGUGAUUGAUCUCACCGUCAAUCUAAAACUUUUUUCAUUUUUAAUAUAUACAUACAAUAUACUACUCGUACAUUGUUACUUUGUUCAAGUCGUAAAAAGAUAUUGUUUGAUGCAUUUUUUUUUCUUACGUCCACUCACAUGUCUUUGUUGUUUGUGUAAAUAUAUUGUCUCGGAUAAAAUUGUACAUAUGACAAAUAAUAUAUCAUCAAUAGUAA
Molecule: messenger RNA, 1002 nt
Organism: Schistosoma spindalis
Lineage: Eukaryota; Metazoa; Platyhelminthes; Trematoda; Strigeidida; Schistosomatidae
Source: the annotation of a GenBank genome assembly